Messenger RNA from Cercospora beticola, 2850 nucleotides. RefSeq names its product ER oxidoreductin (gene ERO1). Gene Ontology annotation, biological process: protein folding in endoplasmic reticulum. Gene Ontology annotation, molecular function: thiol oxidase activity; protein-disulfide reductase activity; FAD binding. NCBI's taxonomy places the organism in Eukaryota, Fungi, Ascomycota, Dothideomycetes, Mycosphaerellales, Mycosphaerellaceae. The record is from RefSeq and is a predicted model, not a curated record. Gene Ontology annotation, cellular component: endoplasmic reticulum membrane; endoplasmic reticulum.
CACUCCCACCGGCCUGCACUCUGCCUGAAGCAACUUGGACUGGGGACAGAACACGUUUGCCGUUUGCGUUGUAAGCAUGCUACUAAUUGAGUAGCUUUCCUCAUCCUCUUGUUGUUGUACAUACGUAUCCUCCUCCGCCUCCGCCCUUCCUUUGUCUGUCCUCUGAUUAUUAAACCUUCCGCAUCAGACUGUCAUUAGCCAUAUCCUGGGAAGCGGCCGCCGCUCGCAAUCAAUCGCACCUGCUCGCUCAUCUCUCGAGCAGAGUGCUGCCGCUCAUAACCUUCCGACAGACUCAGGCACCGCUCAAGCCUGAACCGGACACAGCACUUCCACCAUGCAGAGACACUCGCUGCUGGCGCUGGCAGCCAGCCUUUUCCUGCAGUCUGGCCUCAGCGAGACACUCUCGUCCGAGCAAUGCGCUUUUGAGCCCGAUGCAAAGGUAUCCGAUGCCUGCGCCUCCUUCCACGACCUCGACACUCUCAAUAUCAAACUAAACCCAUACGUGCGAAAUCUUGCCAACAACACCGACUUCUUCUCAUACUACCGCCUCAACCUCUACAACAAGAAGUGUCCGUUCUGGAAUGACGACAAUGGCAUGUGUGGGAAUAGAGCAUGCGCUGUAAUCACACUUGACAACGAGGAGGACGUGCCGGAGAUAUGGAGGGCUGCGGAACUGUCCAAAUUGGAGGGGCCGAAGGCGAAACAUCCAGGCAAACAGACGAAAGAGAAGCAAAAGCCGUUACAGGGACAGCUUGGAGAGAAAGUGGGCGAAAGUUGCGUGGUGGAGAUCGACGACGAGUGCGACGAAAGGGAUUACUGUGUACCCGAGGAUGAGAGUGCCACGGCGAAAGGAGACUAUGUGAGCUUACUCGAUAACCCCGAGAGGUUUACCGGCUACAGUGGAGAAGGCGCACAUCAGAUCUGGGAGUCAAUAUACCGGGAAAACUGCUUUGCGCGCUCGUCACAAGGGCCGAGUGAUGCGCAGAGUGAAGCACAAGCGGCAUUGCAGCUCAAACAGGUGAUCAAGGACCAUGAUCGCCAGCAGGCCGCGAGUUCUGGAAGGCCACAAGAUUCUCUCGACUUCGAGGACGAGUGCCUUGAGAAGCGUGUCUUUUACCGCGUGAUCUCUGGAAUGCACGCUUCCAUCUCAACACAUCUCUGCUACGACUACCUGAACCAGCAGACAGGAGAGUGGGGGCCAAACUUGACAUGCUACAAAGAGAGACUGCACAAUCGCCAGGACCGGAUAUCGAACAUCUACUUCAACUUUGCUCUGGUAUCGCGAGCCGUGGGCAAACUACGGGACUACGUGCAAGAUUAUGUCUUUUGCACAGGCGACGCUUCGCAGGAUGCUCUCACAAGAGAAAUGGUGACCACGGUCGCAAAUGCCAUCCCACCCGGACCGCAAAUUUUCGACGAGAGUGUCAUGUUCCAGGAUCAGACUGCGAACGGCAUCAGCCUGAAGGAAGACUUCCGCAAUCGGUUCCGCAACGUCAGCAGAGUGAUGGACUGUGUUGGCUGCGACAAGUGUCGCUUGUGGGGCAAGAUUCAAACGAAUGGCUUCGGCACAGCGUUGAAGGUCUUGUUCGAAUUCGGAAAUGGAAACGAUGAAAGGGGCGAGGAGAAGCCACUUCUCAGGCGGACAGAACUGGUCGCAUUGAUCAAUACGCUCGACAAGAUCUCCUCGGCCAUCAAUCAUCUCAAGCAUUUCCGUGCCAUGAUGGAGGCAGAGGCUUCUGGCAAAUCGGUCGAGGCUGCGGAACAACAGACGCCAUUACCGAAGAGCCAGGCCGAAUCCUCAUACAAGAAGUCGAAAUCGCAGGCUUCCUCGCUCGACGACCUCGAUGAUUUCGACACGGAGCCUGCCACCCCGCCGCGACCGAAACGCACCUCGCAGACCGUGUCGGAGAUCUUUUGGGAAGAGUUCGACAAUGUGUGGACGGCGUAUAAGUUCGUGCUCUGGUCGUGGUCACAGAUACCCUUGAUGUUACCCUCGAUUGUGUUCAGUGAAGUUGGACGUUUGUAUGAUUUCUGGUUGGGUUUGCCAGUGAGACCACGAGUGUGGGAGAUAAGACCGCCCACGCUAGACAACAUCAAGGCUUGGAAGAAAGGAGAGAUGGGGAAUGGCAAAGUCGGGAGAGAUGAGCUUUGAUGUUGAUGCUCUGACUGGGAAAAUUUUUGUGUCGAUGUGUUCGUUUAGCGGGAGUUUUUAUUGCAUGUUGGGAACCUUUUCGAUUGUACAUGCGAAAUUCGUGUGGAUAUCCUGUGUCAGAGUUUUAAUUCCACGCUCGCCUGCUGUGACUCUUUUGCUGUUUCUACAGUGUCCAUCUUUCGUUGCCAGGUGGUGAUGAGGCUUUGGGGCCAAGAAGUCGGCAGGCCCGGUGUAAAGGAAUGACGAGUUAAUUGAUUCAAGCUGACUCUGCUACACAUGUAAUAUGCGAUUAACGAUCGAAUAGGUCCUGCUUUUUGUGUCGUCGUGGCAAUGAAGUCGUUUUGAGUUGACGGGCCUUCUGCAGAGCAAUGACAUUGUUCUGAUAUAGCAUGCUUCGGCGAUACGACUCUCGCCUUCAACUCCACUUGGAAGACUAUGCAUUUGACAAUUAGUGCAGUCGGUGCGGCGGCAGAGGACGAGCAGAUGCUUCUUCGGACUCCGCCACGAUGAUGCCGGAGUCCGUGGUGAUGCCACCUGCUCUCGGUGCAACAGUGUGAAAUUGUACCUACGAAGCACGGUUCACAAGUUGCAGUUACUGCGUAUAGAUGUUGCAGAGUUUGUAUAAGUCGUGCAGUCGGAGAAUUGGCGAGUCAAGUUUGUGCCAAGACGUAUGAUCGCCACGAGGUCUGCUUCAUUAC